AGGUAACAAGUUUUUGUUGCUUGGUUACUCUGAUAUUCUGCAUUUUAUUGUCCUGUUUUCUUCAGCAUUCAACAAACCUUUCACGCUCUCCAUCUCCAUUCCCAUCCCCUUUUUUCAAUACCUAUUCCCUGUCAGUUCUUUGUUUUCUUUUUUGCAAGCAAUUGAACUCUUCAGAGGCAUACAGGUAAAGCAAGUUACUUUCUGGAGUAGUUAGAGUUACAUGUGUUUUGUGGGCAGAUGGCGACACAUGACAUGGAUCCUGAUGUUGUUCGCUGGGGUCUUCACCUUCUAGAUGUUUGCACGCUUUCCCAUCAUGGUUCGCCUAGUAUUCUUACCCAGUAUGAUCCUGAUUUUAGUCGAGUUGAAUAUGUCAGAGAAGGAUUCUGUCAGCAUGAGUAUGUGGAGAAUGACGAGGCUGUUGCACGAGCUUAUCAAGAAGAAUUAUCACAACUUGACUCCAUGGGAGCUUCUGGGACACCCAGUUAUCAGAAUGAGGGAAUGCAAGGAUCUGUCUAUACACAAGAUUGGCCUCAUUCUUCAAAUGGAAACUAUAAUUACGGAAACGAGUCUUGUCAGAACUCUGUAGAUGAGUCAUCGUACAAUAUGAAAGAUGUGGAGAAUUAUGGUCCAAGUGAAAGGGGAAAUGAUAUGCAUGACAUUCAUGUUUUUGGUUCCUCUGGGUCAGGAGAGGUAGCUGUUGCUAGAGAUGAUGUCUGGGAUUCAUUGGAAAUAUCAGACGAAUCUUCUCUUGAUGGCGAAGUUGGCAAAAGAUUAUACCAGAUGGUUCCCAUCCCCCAUAUUCCUAAAACCAAUGAAAAAAUACCAUCUGAUGACGAAGAGACAUCAGAUCAUCAAAGGCUUCUAGACAGAUUGCAGUUAUAUGAUCUGAUUGAGAAUAAGGUUCAAGGAGAUGGUAACUGCCAGGUUGGUUCUUUAUCCUUAUUAUUGGUAUGUAGUUCAAUUGCUGCAUUUGAAAAUGUAUCUCUUCCUGCUAUAGAAUUUGUAAGUUUAUUAUGAGAAAAGCGUAUUUAGACUUUGGUGCUGUAUCUUGUGAAAAUAGGGUUUGGCACCUCCCAAACUAUGCACCCUACUUAUGCCUUUUCAUUGCAUGGUAGUUAUGGAAAAGCCUGAACCUGCCUACUCCUAUGAUUCCUUCGAAAGCUUCUAACAUCUAUGUAUACCAAUAGCCUUAUCACAAUCUUUAAGAAGUAAUAGGCAAUCCAGAAUUUGAUGGAAUCCAGUGAAAAUGUGUCAAGAUUUGGAGGGGUUGUUGGAUAAAAACAUUGAUGGGAAUCACACUUGAUAAUAAUGGCAGCAACUCAUUCUGGAAAAAUAUUGGCUUAACUUUUUUGUUAUGUAAGUAGACAUGGGAGUAUUUCCAAAUUCCACCACCUCUAUUUAAAAUUUAAGUAAUAACCUAAGUUACCAGUGACAAAAUUAACUUGAUGUAUAGUUUGUGGUGCAUUUACUAGUGGCUUGAAUUAAAAGUGUUUUAGUUUCUUUAGAUUUUAAAUUGGUCCAUGAUUAUUUUAAAGUUCUGUACAUUAUUCAUAAAUAGGAUUAGAAAUAGACUAAUUUCUAUACUGGUGGAUCGCAUGGUUAGUUGAUUGUGUAAAACUUUUUCCAUACUGAAGUUAAUCAGUAUUAAAUCCUUUUUCCAUUGUUAUUAUGUAGGUUAUCACUCAUUUGUUUCAUCAUUUGUGUUGAUUUUGUCUGUCACUGCCAUUUAACAAUUUUGUUAUUUUGGUAGUGGAGUAUUUGUUGGAAUUUUUACAGUUAUAUAACCUAACAUUUUGAAUUUUCUAAAUAUAAUUUUUAUGAGCAUUACUACAUGUCAGUGAAUCAUUAAAUUUCAUUCUCAUUAGUCAUAACACUCUUUCAAUGGAAAAUGCACCUUAUUGGAG
This is a messenger RNA of Vigna umbellata (rice bean), 1904 nucleotides long. NCBI's taxonomy places the organism in Eukaryota, Viridiplantae, Streptophyta, Magnoliopsida, Fabales, Fabaceae. The record is from RefSeq and is a predicted model, not a curated record.